AUGGCCAAAGGGCGUACGGGAUUAUUAGAUUGCCGCAUUGAAGUGCGAAGGUAUAGGCUCGUCUUAAGACCUUCGCGAUGGGGCGCUAGAGGGUCCAGGACUCAAGUGUUGUCGCCCGUCCUUGAUCUCUCACGCAGGCAAGUGCGCGUACCCGUUAAGCGUUACUCACAGGUGGAUGAGGACAACAGCGUUUGUUUCCUACCGAAGGAAGACUUUGAAGAUGAUGGAAACACCUGCUUGAAGUACUGGACAGAUGCUCAUGGUGUUGCUCUGCGCGACUCGUCCACAAACGACUUUCAGUACAAGCGAGGCAACAAAUUCUGGAUUUUUAUCACCAACGACAAUUCGGGAGAUAAUGAGAAUGUCCCUGUCAUCAACCUCCAGACCGGAGAGGAAGGGACUGUGUGCAUGGCUGACGUGUGUUGGAUGCCCAAGAUCGAAGGACCAAAUGGAGAACUAUGGACAUUAGGUGGGCCAGUUCGAAAGAUGAAGCAGGCUGGUCCUCGAAAGUUCACAUAUUGGUCGUAUGUCAUUUGUCAACAACUGGAUGAAUCCGUCGCGACUGUCAAAACAGAUCAACGCAUACCUACAGCAGAAUCUAGUCUUGCCGACCGGCGUCUACUCUCGGCUGAUGAGUCUCUGCUUCUAUUUGAAAAACGAUACUGGACUAUGGAAGCAAAGAGACCUCGGGACAUGACGGUUCCUCUACCGAGUCCUCCCAUGACACCGGCACAGCAAGCUGACGAGAAUAUCACAAAGCGUUCGGGGUACAGUGCCGAACCAUCAGAGCCGGCUGCUGAGGCUGAUAACGUCGAAUUAUGGAGGAGGAUUAUUGACAUGGCGAAGUGUUCGACGGCUACACGCAUUGGCCUUGGAGAGACUACAGCAGACACCCAAGCGAGUCCAGCCACGAGUCCAUUCAUUAGCCAUGAGGUUCGUGAGCAGUCGACUAGUAUCGUAUCCGUGGUGGAAGAUGACGAGGAGUCGUUGUGCUCAUCAACACCCUUGGCUGGUACGCCAUCACCAGGGCCGGAGCCGGAGCAAUACUGGGACACGCGUCUCACAGCAGAUGACUAUAUAGGAGCGAUAAUUCUCCAAAGCUUGUCGGAAGGCCAACACCAAAUUCCUCGCAGAACUGAGGGAGAUUUCUUGCGUAGCAUUCAAUCCGAUACCUCAUCCAACAUCUUGCUCAGCCGCGAAGAGCUCGUUAGCCUAUGCGAUCUGCGAGACCCUCAAUGCAAAUACAUCACCACGGCGACAUGCAAACACUACCACUCAUCACCCUCAAAGUGCUAUCUAGACAACGAACCAUCCAACCUCGGCACACCCUUGCCACCCCACGAACACUGCAUCUCCCGUUUAAGAGCCCUUCCCGAUAUAGUCGGACCUUGUAUCCUGGCUGACAUACCAUCAAAACGACACGCCUGCUGUUUCUGGAGAGAGGAGGAUAGAGUGGGCUGGGAGGAUAUCUAUGAGCAGCAGUAUGUGAAGUCGAAGGCGGAAAAGGCUCGACGCACGCUGGUUCAGAUGCAUGUCCAGUACCAUGAUAGGAGUCAUUGGGUUAAUUAUAAACCUCCGUGGAAUAUAGAGCCUGGGAGAUGA
Molecule: messenger RNA, 1602 nt
Organism: Glarea lozoyensis ATCC 20868
Lineage: Eukaryota; Fungi; Ascomycota; Leotiomycetes; Helotiales; Helotiaceae
Exons: 1
Coding region: 1-1602 (533 amino acids)
Source: RefSeq, a predicted model, not a curated record